UAUGGCUCGUAGCUGUAGUAACGUCCCUGUACGAAUAAACAACCCAAUAUUUUGUUGUCAAUAUGGAAGACAGGAGAUCACUGUACGAUGUGAUUAAAGAGAAUUUAGCGGCAGCUGGAAGAAAACCCUUUCUGCAUCGCAUGAUUUAUAUUGGGCGCCAUAAUUUUGAAGACCAGCAAGCCAUUACACAAUUCUUUGAGGCAACAAUAAAAACAAUUAAUGGUGGAUACUGUGAUGAGCCUCUUACUGGAUUGUUUUUGUGGUAUAAUGACUACUUCAUCCAUGUUCUUGAGGGAUCAGAAGAAACACUCAACAGACAUCUGAAGCAUUUGCUGAAACAGAUAGAGGCCAGUGUAAUUGCGAUCAGUGCUAUGAAGAUUCUUCUCAUGUAUCAUCAUAUUAAACAGCGAUUCUUUCAACAAUGGUUUGCAAGACCAGUGAAUGCUCAUUUUUUACCUGAGUGUAUUUCACUGGAUUGUGAUAGGGACAAAACAGCUAAAUUACUACAGACAUGCGUUGGGAAACUUUAUCAGCUUGCUGAAUUACUCCAAAAGCAGACUGUGAGUGGACUGCAACUCGUCUUAGAUCAUUUGUCUGAACGUGUUCCACAUUUAUUACCAGAAAUGGAACUUAUGGAAUUUCUGCUCUCUAUCUCUUGGCUUUAUGAUCCUCAAUAUCUCAUCUCUCAUUAUGCAACCUUACCAUGUACUGUUCCUGAUACAGAGCUUGAGUUACCUGCAGCCACAGAUUUUGUCCCAUAUAAUGUACUCUACACUACACCUGAAGCACAGGAUUAAGAACUAUUUCGGGAGAGUCUUUCACUUAGCUGUAGAUUGUAGACACUGACAGCAGAGACAUUUGUGGUAAAAGUUCAAGAAUAAGAAAAGAUAAAUAGUCCACAUUUGAGGCUCAUUUCUCAUUUCUGUGUAAAUAAAAUGGUAGUGCAACUAAACAGCCAAUGAAGUCAAAGGAUCAGACUUCAGCAAUAUGAAUCUCAUAUUUAUUUUCUCCUAUGACUGUAGUGAAUCUCACUUUGUGGAAUGGAAGUAUAAAAAUUUGAAAUUAGUUGGAUAAAGAAUAUGUGGGUUCUAUGGGGAAUAACACAUCAGUUUAAAAAAUUAAAACUCUAAUAUCAUUAAAAUUGUAAUACUUCAAAAUUAGAAGGAGAAUUUUAUUUCAUUGCAGUAAAAGUAUGUAUAGAAAGAAAUUCUUAAAUAAUUUUUGAUAAUGGAUAUUUCAUAUUGCAGACUCAA
Molecule: messenger RNA, 1253 nt
Organism: Schistocerca gregaria
Lineage: Eukaryota; Metazoa; Arthropoda; Insecta; Orthoptera; Acrididae
Product: testis-expressed protein 47-like
Exons: 6
Coding region: 63-797 (244 amino acids)
Molecular function (GO): blue light photoreceptor activity; FAD binding
Source: RefSeq, a predicted model, not a curated record